This is a messenger RNA of Carassius gibelio (silver crucian carp), 863 nucleotides long. Its product is annotated as transmembrane protein 238-like. The record is from RefSeq and is a predicted model, not a curated record. The transcript has 2 exons. Bases 166 to 624 code for a protein of 152 amino acids. Lineage: Eukaryota; Metazoa; Chordata; Actinopteri; Cypriniformes; Cyprinidae.
CGCUCUAGCCACGCCCUCCCUUCCAGGUGAACUGUUAACGGAGCGCCGCUUACCUAUGAAACAAACGAAAACACUUUCAAAUCCUUCCACACUCUUCCUUUAGGCGGCUGGUUUUUCAGAAAAGCAGUUAACCUGUCCCGAGCGACCGAGGCUAGGCGCGUGAAGAUGGAGGCAGCGCCGGGCGGUCUCGGGCGCUGUUCUUGCGCGUUCUGGCUCGCGGUGGCUUUCGACGCGCUCGGGCUCAUCAUAUUAUUGCUCGGCGUGUUCGGGGACUUAUUUUUCUACGAUUUCUUGAUAUAUGCGGGAGCCAUCAUCAUUUUUCUGAGUCUGAUUUGGUGGGUCUUCUGGUACACGGGUAAUAUCAAGGUGCCCCCCGAGGAGCUAGAGGACGAUGUGGGUUUGCUGAAGAAGGGCAGAGGUUUGGCCGGGGUCGUGAGGAGGUUCUCCAGCCGCCUCUCGAGCGGAAUCAGAAACUCUCUCAGGAGAAGUGGGGGGCCCCGAGUUUGGAGACAUGGCAGUCAAGCACCAGCGGCUUUUGUGAUGGGCUCUCAGGAUAAAGUGAACACUGUGUCUGCGACAGUGAGCGGAGGAGACACCCUCAGAGCAGAAACACAGGCCAUUUGAAUCAUCACUUACAGGUCACAGAAGAGGAUAUUCGACAAUAUGGCAUUGCCUCAACUUACUUUUGUUUUUCUCUACUGUUGGAAUUUUUUUUUUUUUUUUUGAAAAUGUUUACAAUUUAAUUAGAUUUUGUACAUGUUGUUGAUUUGAUUGAUCUUGUGUUUUGUGCUUUGUACUAUACACUAUUUUGAGAUUAUGCACUAACAAGAAUGGCUAUAUGACAAAAUAAAAAACAAUUAUGU